GACACACUGGCAGCCAGACAGACAGAGGUUAAGAUCCACACACUUGACGACACACUGUCCGAGCUAAAGGGCAUAGAAACGUUAGACAAAUUGACACUUGGCGACACACAAGUUAAGGUAAACGCCAAGGGGCUAGACUACCUAAUAGCUAAAAGGGAAGCAGAAGUCAAGGUCGAGAAACUUGGCGACACUAGCCAACGCCGAAAAUGAUGCACUGGUGAUCACACUGGCUGACAUGCUAGCCGAGGUAGAGGUCGAGGCCUUUGGCGAAGAACAGGCCCAGAAGGAGGACGAGGCAUAAGUAGACACACUGGCUGAAAACGUGAAGGAGUGGCAAGUCAGCACAUUUGGCGACUUUGAGUGACACGGUAGCAGAGAAUGAAGUCGAGUCACUUUGCGACACGCAAAUUGAGGUAAACGCCAAGGCGCUGGACUACCAAAUGGCCGACAGGAAAGCAGAAGUCAAUGUCGAAAAACUUGGCGACACUAGUCAACACCGAAAAUAAUGACUGCUGAACAGAUUGGCUGACAGGCUAGUGCCGUUAGAGGUCGAAACACUUAGCAAAGAACAGGCCAAGACGAACGCCAAAGCACAAGUAGACACACUUGCUGAAAAGGUAACAGAGUGGCAAGUCAACAUAUUUGGCGACUUACUUUCUGUGGUAGUAGAGGCUGACGCGCAACGGAGACACUAGCCUACAGGCUUGCGCAGGUAGGUGUCCACACACUUGGCCAAACAUUAGGCGAGGUGAAAACCUGGUCUUUGGACUACACAUUAACUGACAGGAUACCAGAAUUAAAAGUCUACACAGUUGACACCACCGUGGCUGAGGUAGAAGCCGACGUGCUGGUCGUCCGACUGACUGACAUAUUUGCAGUUGCGAAAGUCGAGACACUUGCCUUCACUCUCGCCAACUGAAAACGCAAGGCACUGGUAAACACACCGGCUGUCAGGUGAGCAGAAGUUUAGUUCCAGACACUUCCGGAAAGACUGGCCGAGGUACAGGCCCAGAGGCUGGUCAAACAACUGGCUGACAAGCUAGCAGAGGUGUAGCUUGACACUUGUCCCCAAACAAUGGCCAAAGUAAAGUGUUAGGCGCUUGUAAACAAACUCGACUGUAGGCUAGCAGAGGGGGGGGUCGAGGCACUUAGCAACACACUGACCUAGGUAGAGGUUAAAAGGCUAGUUGACACACUAAUAGCCUAAUAGCCUAGGUAAGACACUGAGUAACACACUAGCUAAGAGGCAGUCUUACGAGUAAGUCAACAUAAUGGCUGACAGGCUAGCAGAGAUGGAGGUCAUGACGCUAAGCAACACACUGGCCGCAGUGGAUGCAAACGGCCUGGUGGACACCCAACUGAAGGGCUUCCAGAGGUUAAGGUAAACACACCUUCCAACAUAUUUUCGAAGGUGGAGGCUGACGCGCUUGUGGAGACACUGUCUGGAUAACUAGCAAAAGUGGAGAUCAAGGCAAUUGACGAAAGAUUGUCAGGCACAACAUUGCACGGAGGGGAUGGGGGAGGAAAGCUAUAUUUCCUCCUUUUGAAGUUCAUAACACGUAAAAAGGCCCAUUUUUGGGAGAACUGUCUCAACUCAUUUUGUCGCAGAAUGUAGCAGAGGAGCAAGUCGACACACUUCACGAAAAACUAGCGGAGGUUAGUCUUUGCACUUCCGACUAACUAAUAGGCUAUCAUAAGUAAAGGUCGAAUAACUUCACUACACACUGUCCGAGUUCGAGACGCUAGGCGACUCACUGGCGGAACUGAAGGCCAUGGCGAAGCUGGAUGCUGGAUACUGUAUGCUCAAAUACUUAGCGACACACUGUCUGAGGUGGAAAUUGACACGCUUGCUGACAAUCUGGUUGAGAGGCAAGCAAGGGUGGAAUUAAGUCACUUGAAAACACACUAGUAAGAAGAGUCAAAGAGGUGCUGCUCGACACACUGGCUGAUAGGCUAUCAGAGGUGUAGGUUGAGAAGCCUUGCGGGUCACUUGCUGAGGUGCAGGCUCAGACGCGCUGGUCGGCACGCUGGCUGGAAGAGAAAAACAGGUAGCGGUCGAGACACUUAGCGACACAGUGGUCGAGCUGGGGGCCAAGUAGUUGCUGGAUACACUGGGUGACAGGCUAGCAGAAAUGCAAGUGGAGACGACACACUAACAAAGAGGCUAGCCCAAGUGAAGGUCAACACAAUUUGCGAGAUACUGUACGAAGUAAAGGCUAAAACGAUUAUUAAGGCACUGGUGGAAAGGCAACAAAAGGUGGAGAACAAGACACUUGGCAAAAGACUGGCUGAAGUGAAGGCCAUGGCCGCACUGGCACUAGAGACUGAAGCGCUAGUGGACACAGUCGCUUACGGGGUAGAGGAGGUGGAUGUCCAGACCCUAUGCUACACACUUGCGGAGAUAGCCGCCGAGAUGCUUAUAUACACACUGGCUGACAGGCUACCAGUGGUGGAGGAAGAAAAAGUUGGCAACACGCAGGCCAAGGUGGAGUGCAAAGUGGCGCCCUAACACACUGGCGGCCAGAGAAACAAAGAUUAAGGUCUAAACACUUGGCUUCACACUGACAAAGAAAGAGGGCAAAGCGCUAGUCAACACACUGGCAACAGUUAUAAAGAGGUGAACGUCGAGACACUAAGCAACACAUUAAUUGAGGAACAGGCCUUGCCAAGAUCGAGAAACUAACUGAAAGGUUAGUAGUAUUGGAGGUGGAGACACAACAAAACACUGGCCGAGGUGGAGACCAGUAGGGUGGUUGACGUAGUUACUGACAGACUAACAGAGAGGCAAUUUGACACACUUCACAAAGCACUAGCCAAGGUUAGGCUUUGCACUUCAGACUAACUAAUAGGAUAUAAUAGCUAAAAGUCGAAUAACUUCACCACACACCGUCGGAGUUCGAGACGCUAGGCAACGCACUGGCCGAGCUAAAGGCCAAUGCGAUGCUGGAUGCUAAAUGCUGUAUGCUCAACAUGCUUGGCGACACACUGUCUGAGGUGGAGAUUGACACGCUUGUUGACACUCUCGUUGAGAGGCAAGCAAGGCUGGAAGUAAAAUCACUUGAAAACAGACUAAUAAAAAGGGAGAAAGAGGCGUUGCUUGACAGAUUGGCUGCUAGGAUAUCCGAGGUGUAGGUUGAGAAACCUUGCGAGUCCUUGGCUAAAAUGGAGGUCCAGGCGCUGGUCGAACCGCUGGCUGACAGGCUAACAGGGGUGAAGAUCGAGACAGGUUGCUGCACACCAGCCAAAGUGGAGUACCAGGCGCUUGUAAACAAACUGUUGCCAGGCUAGCAGAGGUGGAAUUUGAUGCUCUUAACCAUACAGUGGUGUUGGAGACGGCAGUCAACACAUUGGCUGACAUACUGUCUAAGAGAGAGUAACAAACACACUAGCCCAGCAGCCGACCUUAGUGCACGUCUACACAUCUGCUCACAGGGGAGCAGAGGUGGAGGUCAAGACACUUAGCGACACAGUGGUCGAGCUGGAGGGCAAGUAGCUGCUUUAUACACUGGGUGACAGGCUAGCAGAAAGGCAAGUUGGAACGACACACGAACAAAGAGGCUAGUGCAAUUGGAGGUCUACACAUUUUGCGGGAUACUGUAGAAGAUGAAGGCUAAGGCGAUAAACGAGGCACUGGUGGAAAAGCAAGCAAUAGUGGAGAACAACACACUUGGCAAAAGACUAGAUAAAGUGGAGGCUAAGGCCACACUGGCGGAUAGGUUGGUAGCGGUAGAGGUCGACACAUUUGCGGACAAACGGUCUAUGGACUGUAGCGCUGGCCGACACUGUUGCUCACAGGGUAAAAGAUGUGGAUGUCCAGACUCUAUGCUUCACACUUGCCAAGGUGGAUGCCGAGAGGCUUAUAUACGCACUGGCCGACAAGCUACGAGUGGUGGAAGAAGAAAAAUUUUGCAACACGCUUGCCAAGGUAAAGUGCAAAGCGGUGCUUGACACACUGGCAGUCAGAGAAACAGACGUUUUGGUCCACACACUUGGCGACACACCUUCCGAGCUAAAGGGCAUAGAAACGUUAGACAAAUUGAGUGACACGGUUGGAGGGAGUGAGGUCGAGUUACUUGGCGACACACAAGUUAAGAUAAACGCGAAGGUGCUGGACUACCUAAUGGCUUACAGGCAAGCAAAAGUAAAGGCCGAGAAACUUGGCGACAGUGGCCAACGCCGAAAGUGAUGCACUGGUGAACACACUGGCUGACAGGCUAGCCGAGGUAGAGGUUGAGACACUUCGCGAAGUACAGGCCGAGGAGGAGGCCAAGGCACAAGUGCACACACUGGCUGGAAACCUAACAGAGUGGCAUGUUAAGACAUUUGACGACUUCCUGUCCAUGGUGGAGGCUGACGCCCAAUGGAGACACUAGCCUACAGGCUUGCGGAGAAAGACGUCCACACACUUGGCGAAACAUUAGGCGAGGUGAAGAACUAGUCUUUGGAGUACACAUUAACCGCCAGGCUACCAGAGUUAAAGGUCCGCACAGUUGACACCACCGUGGCUGAAGCAGAAGCCAACGUGCUGGUGGACGGACUGACUGACAGGCUUGCAGUUGUGAAAGUCGAGGCACUUACCCACACUCUCGCCAAUUGAAAACGCAAGGCACUGGUAGAAACACUGGCUGUCAAGCUAGCAGACGUUUAGUUGCAGACGCUUAACGAGGGACUGGCCGAGGUACAGUCCCAGAGGCUGGUGAAACAACUGGCUGACAAGCUUGCAGAGGAGUAGUUCGACACUCUUCGCCAGACACUGGCUAAAGUAAUGUCUUAGGCGCUUGUGGAUAUACUGGACUAUAGGCUAGCAGAGGUGGGUGUCGAGGCACUUAACGAAACACUGAGCUUGGUAGAUGCUGAGAGGCUAGAAGACACACUAACUAAUAGCCUAACAGAGUUACCGGUAAGACACUAAGCGACACACUAGCUAAGAGGCAGGCCGAUGCGUAAGUCAACAUAAUGGCUGAGAGGCUCACAGAGAUGAAGGUCAGGACACUAAGCAAGACACUGGCCGUGUUGGAUACAAAUGUGCUGGUCGACACCCUAACUGAGAGGCUUUCAUAGGUUGAAGUAAACUUACAAGGUGACAUAUUUUCGAAGGUGGAGGGUGACGCGCUGGUGGAGACACUGUCUGAAUGACUAGCAAAGGUUGACAUCAAAGGAAUUGGCAAAAGACUGGCCUGAGUGAAAGUUAAGGCGGUAGUAGACAGACUGGCUGAAGUGCAAACCGAGGCGAAGGUCAAGACACUCGGCAACACCCUCGCUAGGGUAUGGGCUUAUGGAGACGCUGGUCAAACAAGAAAAGGACAAGGUAGCAGAGUUGUAGAGAAAGUUGACAAACUUGGCGAGACACUGGCCUAGGUCGGAGGCAGAGAGGCUGGUCGACACUCUCUCCAAGAACGUACCAAAGUUGGAGGUCAAGACACUUGUCCACACUCUUACUGACAUGCUAAAUGAGGUAAGACUCGAGACACUUGACUUCACACUGACAAAGAAGGACGCCAAAACUCUAAUCAACACACUGGCCAACAUUCAAAGAGAGGUCGACGUCGAGACACUGAGCAACACAUUAAUCGAGAUGCAGGCGUUGCCCAGUUUAAAACAAUAACUGAAAGGUUAAUAAUAGUCCAGACUCUAUGCCACACACUUGCGGUGAUGGACACUAAGACGCUUAUACACGAAUUGGCUGACAGGCAACCNUCGAGACACUGAGCAACACAUUAAUCGAGAUGCAGGCGUUGCCCAGUUUAAAACAAUAACUGAAAGGUUAAUAAUAGUCCAGACUCUAUGCCACACACUUGCGGUGAUGGACACUAAGACGCUUAUACACGAAUUGGCUGACAGGCAACCAGUAGUCGAGGAAGAAAAAGUUGGCAGCACGCCAGCCAAGGUGGACUGCCAAGCGGUGCUUGACACCCUGGCAGCCAGAGAAAAAGAGGUUAAGGUCCACACACUUGGCCAAAUGUUAGGCGGGGGGAAGACUUAGAGAAUGGACUACACAUUAACUCACAGGCUACCACAGUUAAAGGACAAAGACAGUUGACACAACCGUGGCUAAGACAGAGGCCGACGUGCUGGUCGACGAACUGACUGGCAGGCUAGCCGUUGCGAAAAUCGAGACGCUUGCCUACACUCUGACCAACUUAAAACGCAAAGCACUGUUACACACAGUGGCUGUCAGGCUAGCAAAAGUUUAGUUCUAGACACUUGGUGAAAGACUCGGCGAGGUACAGGCCCAGCGGCUGGUCAAACAACUAGCUAACAAGCUAGCAGAGGUGUAAUUUUACACACCCUGCCAGACACUGGCCAAAGUAAAGUCUUAGGCGCUUGUGAACACACUCGACUGUAAGCUACUAGACAUGCGGGUCGAGGCAUUUAGCGACUGACUAACCUAGGUAGAUGCUAAGAAGCUAGUCGAAACACUAACUAAUAGCCUAACAGAGUUAGAGGUAAAACACUGAGUAACACGCUAGCUAAGAGGCAGGCUUACGCGUAAGUCAACAUAAUGGGUGGUUGGUUAGGGAAUAUGGAGGUUAGGACACUAAGGGACACACUGGCAAUGUUGGAUUCUAACGCGUUGGUCGCCACCCUAACUGAGAGGCUUGCAGAGGUGGAGGUAAACACAUUUGGCAACAUAUUUUCCAAGGUGGUGGCUGACACACUGGUGGAGACACUGUCUAAAUAACUAGCAAAGGUUAAGAUCGAAGUUAAUUGGCAAAAGAAUGGCCUUACUAGAAGCUAAGGCCCUGGUGGACACACUAGCUGAAAGGCAAGCCCAGGCUGAGCUCAAAACACUCGGUGAGACCCUCGUGAAGGUAGAGGCCUAGGGAGAGGCUAGUGAAACAACAAAAGACAAGCUAGCAGAGUUGUAGAGAAAGUUGACAAACUUGCCGCGAAACUUUCGUAGGUGCAGGCGAAGAGGCUGGUCGACACUCUCUCUAAGAGCCUACCAAAUUUUUAGGUCAGGACACUUCUCCGCACACUGACUGACAUGCUAAAUGAGGUAUGAGUUGAGACACUUGGCCUCAAAAAAGAGAGAGCAAGGCGCUAUUCAACACACUAGCCAGAAAUCAAAGAGAAAUGGACGCUAAGACACUGAGCAACACAUCAGUCGAGGUUCAGGCCUUGCGUUGGUCGAAACACUAACUGAAAGGUCGGUAUUGGAGGUGGAGACACUUAGCAAAAGACUGGCCGAGGUGGAUAUCAGGAGCCUGGUUGAAGUACUGGCUGACAGACUAGCAGAGAGGCAUGUUCACACACUUCACAAAACACUAGCCGAGGUUAGGCUUUGCACUUCAGACUAUCUAAUAGGCUAUCAUAAGUGUAGGUCGAAUAACCUCACGACACACUGUCCGAGUUCAAGACGCUUGGCGACUCACUGGCCGGGCUGAAGGCCAUGGCGAUGCUUGAUGCUGUAUGCUUAACAUACUUGGCGACACACUAUCUGUCUUACUGGCCGAGCUUAAGGCCCUGGGGCGAUGCUGGAUGCUGAAAGCUGUGUGCUCAUCAUACUUGGCGAAACAUUGUCUGAGGUGGAGAUUGACACUCUUGUUGACACUCUAGUUGGACUUACUGUCCGUGGUAAAGGCUGACGGCCAACCGAGAGACUACCCUACAGGCUUACGGAGGAAAAGGUCUACACACUUAGUUAAAUGUUAGGCGAGGUGAAGACCUAGACUUUGGACUACACGUUAACUCAGAGGCUACAAAAAUUAAAGAUCAACAGAGUUGACACCACCGUCGCUAAGGCAGAGGCCGACGUGCUGAUCGACGAAGUGACUGGAAAGCUCUUAGUUGCGAACGUCGAGACACUUGCUUACACUCUGACCAACUGAAAACGCAAGGCACUGGUAGACACACUGAAUGUCAGGCUAACAGAAGUUUAGUUACAGACAUUGGCGAAAGACUGGGCGAGGUACAGGCCCAGACGAUCGUCAAGCAACUGGCUGACAAGCUAGCAGAGGUGUAGCUUGAUACUCUUCGCCAGACACUGGCCUAUGUAAAGUCUUAGGCGCCUGUAAACACACUCGACUAUAGGUUAGCAGAAGUUGGGGUCGAGACACUUAGCAACACACUGACCUAGGUAGAGGUUAAGUGGCUAGUCGACACACUAACUAACUGACAAGCUAGCAGAGGUGUAGUUCGACACUCUUCGCCAGAGACUGGCCAAAGUAAAGUCCUAGGCUCUUGUUAACAAACUCGACUAUAGGCUACCAGACGUGCGGAUCGAGGCAAAUAGCAACACACAGACGUAGGUAGAUGCUGAGAGGCUAGUCCGCACACUAAGUAAUAGCCUACUAAAAUUGGAAGUGAAGACACGUCCUCAUACUGACUGACAUGCUAAAAAAGGUAGGAUUCGAGACACCUGGCUUCACACUAACAGAGACGAAAGCCAAGGCGCUAGUCAACACACUGGGCAACAGUCAAAGAGAGGUGGACGUCGAAACACUGAGCAAUCGAGGUGCAGGCAUUGUGUAGGUUGAGACGAUAACGUAAAAGUUAAUAGUAUUAGAGGUGGAGACCCUUGGCAAAAGACUUGCCGAGGUGGAUGCCAGGAGGCUGGUUGAUCUACCUGCUGACAGACUAGCAGAGGAACAAGUUAACACACUUUACAAAACACUGGCCAAGGUUAGGCUUCGCACUUCACACUAACUAAUAGGCUAUCAUAGGUAAAGGUCGAAUAACUUCACUACACAGUGUCCGAGGUCAAAACGCUAGGCGACUUUUUGGCCGAGCUUAAGGCAAUGGCGAUGCUGGAUGCUGGAAGCUGUGUGCUCAUCAUUCUCGGCAAGACACUGUCAUAGGUGGAGAUUAACACGCGGGUUGACACUCUAGUUCAGAGGUAAGCAAGAAUGCAGAUAAAGUCACUCCAAAACACACUAGCGAAAAAAGAGAAAGCGGCGCUGCUUGACAAAUUGGCUACUAGGCUAUCAGAGGUGUAGGUUGAGAAACCUUGCGAGUCACUGGCUGAGAUGGGAUCCGGGCUCUGGUCGACACGCUGGCCGGAAGGGAGAAACAGAUAGACGUCGAUACAGUUUAGAACACAUUGCUUGAGGUGGUGGCCGAGAUACUGGAAGACACACUGGCUGACAGGCUAGCAGUGGUGAAGGUCGGGACAGUUGGUUAUACACCGGCCAAAGUGGAUUAGGAGGCGCUCGUAAAACAAAAUGUCUGCAAGGCUAACAGAGGUGGAAUUUGAUACUCUUAGCCAUAAAGUGGUUUUGGGUUACGGAAGUCAACACCUUGUGUGACAUGCUACCUGUCUAAAACAGAUCGAUUUUGAGAAACUUAGCAACACACUAGCCGAGGUGCCAACCUUGGCGCAGGUCGACACACCGGCUGUCAGGCGAGCAGAGAUGGAGGUCGAGACACAGUGGCCGAGCUGAACCAUACAGUGGAGUAGGUCUAGGCAGUGAACACAUUAGCUGACAUGGUAACUGUCUAAGAGAGAUUAACUUUAAGACACUAUGCAACACACUAAUUGAGCUGUUACCAUAGCGCAGGUCGACCCACCGGCUAACAGGCGAGCAUAAGUAAAGGUCGAGACACUUAGCGAAUCAGUGGCCGUGCUAGAGGCCAAAAAGGUGCUGUAUUUACUGGGUGACAGGCUAGCAGAAAUUCAGGUUUGACACGACACACUAACAAAGAGGCUAGCCCAAGUGGAGGUCAACACAGUCUUGUAGAUACUGUAAGAGGUGAAAGCUAAAGCGAUAAUCGAGGCACUGGUGGAAAGGCAACAAAAGGUGAAGACCAACACAGAAGGCAAAAGACUAGCUAAAGUCGACUCUAGGGCCACACUGGCGGACAGGCUGGUAGCGGCAGAGGUCGACAGACUUGGGGACAAACUGUCCAUAAUAAAGACUGAAGCGCUAGUGGACGCACUUGUUUGAAGAGUAAAAGAAGUGGAUGUUGAGACCCUUUGCUACACAGUUGACGAGGUGGAUGCCGAGACGCUUAUAUACACACUGGCUGACAGGCUACCAGUGGUGGAGGAAGACAAAGUUGGCAACACGCCCGCCAAGGAAAGCAAAGCGGUGCUUGACACACUUGCAGCCAAAGAAACCGAGGUUAAAAUCCACACACUUGGUGACACACUGUCUAAGCUAAAGAACAUAGAAACGUUUGACACAUUGAGUCAUCCGGUAGCAGAGAAUGAGGUCGAGUCACUUGGCGACACACAAAUUGAGGUAAACGCCAAGGCGCUCGACUACCAAAUGCCUGACAGAGAAGCAGAAGUAAAGGUCGACAAACUUGGUGAUACUAGCCAACGCCGAAAAUAAUGCACUGCUGAACAGACUUGCUGAGAGGCUAGUGCAGGUGGGGGUCGAGACACUUGGCAAAGGACAGGCCAAGGCGGACGCAAAGAAACAAGUAGACACCCCGGCUGAAAAGGUAACAGAGUAAAACGUCAACACAUUUGGCGACUUACUUUCUGUGGUAGAGGCUAACGCGCAACGGAGACACUAGUCUACACGUUUGCGGAGGUAGGCGUUUACACGCUCGGCCAAAUAUUAGGUGAGGUGAAGACCUAGUCUUUGGACUACACAUUAACCGACAGGCUACCAGAAAUCUACACAGUUGACACCACCGUGUCAACUAACUAUGGUCUAGGCAGGUCUGGGCAGAAGCCGACAUGCUGGUCGUCGGACUGACUGACAUAUUUGCAGUUGCAAAAGUCGAGAGUUUGGCCUACACUACGCCAACUGAAAACGCAAGGCACUGGUAAACAGACCGGCUGUCAGGCUACCAGACGUUUAGUUCCAGAUAUCUCCCGAAUGACUGGCUUAGGUACAGGCUCUGAAGCUGGUCAAACAACUGGCUGAAAAGCUAGCAGAGGUGUAGCUUGACAUUCUUCGCCAGACAAUGGCCAAAGUAAAGUCUUAGGCGGUUGUAAUUGCACUCGAUUAUAGGCUAGCAGAGGUGGGGGUCGAGGCACUUAAAAACACACUGACCUAGGUAGAGGUUGAGAGGCUAGUCGAUACACUAACUAAUAGCCUAAUAGCCUAGGUAAGACACCGAGUAACACACUAGCUAAGAGGCAGGCUUACGGGUAAGUCAAGAUAAUGGCUGACAGGCUAGCAAAGAUGAAGGUCAGCACACUAAGCAACACACUAACCGUGUUGGAUGCAAACGCCCUGGUGGAAAACCUAGUUGAGAGGCUUGCAAAGGUGAAAGUAAUCACACUUUGCAACAUAUUUUCGAAGGUGGAGUCUGGCGCGCUAGGGGAAACACUGUCUGAAUAACUAGCAAAGAUGGAGAUCGAGGCAAUUGACGAAAGACUGUCCUAAGUGGAAGCUAAAGGGGUACUAGACACACUACCUGAAGUGCAAGCGAAGGCAGAUGUCAAGACACUCGGCGACAACCUCGUGAAGGUAAUGGCCUGGAGAAAGGCUGGUCAAACAACGAGAGGAUAAGCUAGCAGAGUGGUAAAGAAGUCAAGAAACUUGGCGAGACACUGGCCUAGGUGGAGGCGGAGGGUCUGGUCGACACCCUCUCUAAGAGCCUACACAAGUUGGAGGUCAAGACACUUCCCUACACAGUGACUGACAUGCUAAAUGUAAUAGGAGUCGAGAUAUUUGGCUUCACACUCACAAAGAAAAACGCUAAGGCGUUAGUCAACACACUGGCCAACAGUCAAAAAGCGGUGGACGUCGAGAUACUAAGCACACAUUAAUCGAGGUGCAGGCCUUGCCUAGGUUAAGACAGUAACUGAAAGGUCAGUAGUAUUGGAGGUCAAGACACUUAGCAAAAGACUGACCGAGGUGCAGGCCAGAAGGCUGGUUGACGUACUGGCUGAAUGACUAGCAGAGGAGCAAGUUGACACACUUGACAAAACACUAGCCGAGGUUAGUCUGGUAGACACACUGGCUGACAGGCUAGCAAUGGUGAAGAUAGGGACAGUUGCCUACACACUGGUUAAAGUGGAGUACCACGCGCUGGUAAACAAACUGUCUGCAAGGUUAUUAAAGGUGGAAUUUGAUACUCUCAACCAUAGAGUGGUAGGUGACAGAGGUGGAAUUUAAUACUUUUAACCAUACACUGGUGUUCCUUAAGGCAGUCAACACAUUGGCUGUCAUGCUAAUUCUCUCAGAGAGAUUGCCUUUGAGAAACUAAGCAACACACUAGCCGAGGCGCAGACCUUCGCGCAGGUCGACACACCACCUUUCAGGCGAGCAGAGGUUGAGGUUGUAACACUUAGCGACACGGUGGCUGAGCUGGAGGCAUAGAAGCAGCUGAAUACACUAGGUGACAAUGUAGCAGAAAUGCAAGUUGACAAGAAACACUAAGAAAGAGGCUAGUCCAAGUGGAGGUCAACACAGUUUCCGAGAUACUGACUCUAUGCUACACACUUGCCGAGGUGAACACCGAGAUGCUUAUAUACACACUGGGUUACAAGCUACCAGUGGUGGAGGAAGAAAAAGUUCGCAUCACGCCGGCCAAAGUGGAGUGCAAAGCGGUGGUUGACACACUGGCAGCCGGAGAAAAUGAGGUUAAGGAUCGAAACUUUGCGACACACUAUCGAGCUAAAGGGAUGGAAAUGUUUGACACAUGAGCGACAAGUAGCAGUAAUUGAGGUCAAAUCAUUUCGCGACACACAAGCUAAAGUAAACGCCAACGCGCUUGACUACCAAAUGGCUGACAGAAAAGCAGAAGUAAAAAUGAACAAACUUGGCGACACUAGCCAACGGCAAAAAAUGAUGCACUGGUGAACAUACUGGCUGACGGGCUAGCAAAGGUAGACGGCGAGACACUAAGGCUAAGGCAGAGACAAACGUGCUCCUCGACGAACUAACUGACAGGCUACCAGUUGCCAAAGUCGAGACACUUGCUUACACUCUGACUAACUGAAAACGCAAUGCACUGGUAGACACACUGGCUGUCAGGCUAGCAGCAGAAGUUUAGUUCAAGACACUUGGCGAAAGACUGGGCGAGAUACAGGCCCAGAGGCCGGUCAAACAACUGGCUGACAAGCUAGUAGAGGAGUAGUGGGACACUCUUUGCCAGACACUGGCCAAAGUAAAGUCAUAAACGCUUUUGAAAACUCGACUAUAGGCUACCAGUCGUGUGGGUCGAGGCAAAUAGCAACACAUGGACGUAGGUAGAUGCUGAGAGGCUAGUCGGCACACUAAAUAAUAUCCUAACAGAGUUAGAGCUAAGACACUAAGCAAUACACUAGCUAAGAGUCAGGCCCAGGCGUAGGUCAACAUAGUGGUUGACACGCUAGCAAAGAUAGAGGUCACGACACCAAGCGAGACACUGACUGUUUUGGAUACAAACACGCUGGUCGACAUCCUAACUGAGAGGCUUGCACAGAUGGAGGUAAACCCACUUGGCAAAAUAUUUUUCGAAUGUGGACACUGACGCGCUGGUGGAGACACUUUCUGGAAAACUAGCAAAGGUACACAUCAAGAAAAUUUCCAAAAGAAUGACCUUGAUGGAAGCCAAAGCGCUUGUAGAAACACUGGCCGAAGGGCAAGCAGAGGCGGAGGUCAAGACACUCGGCGAGACGCUCGUGAAGGUAGAGGCCUACAAAGAGGCUGGUGAAACAUCAAGAGGAGAAGCUAGCAGAGUGUUAAAGAAGGUCGACAAUCUUGGUGAGACACUGGUUUAGGUGGAGGCGGAGAGGCUGGUCGACACUCGCUAAGAGUCUACUAAAGUUGGAGGUCAAGACACUUAUCGACACACUGACUGACAUGCUAAAAGAGGUAGGAGUCGCGACACUUGGCUUCACACUAAAAGAGACGAAAGCCAAGGUGCUAAUCAACACAGUGGCCAAUAGUCAAAGAGAGGUGGACGUAGUAACACUGAGCAAUCAAGGUGCAGGCAUUGUCUAGGUUAAGACAAUAUCUAAAAAGUUAAGAGAAUGAAGGUGGAGACACUUGGCAAAAGACUGGCCGAGGUGGAUGCCAGGAGGCUGGUUAACAUACUAGCUGACAGGCUAGCAGAAGAAGAACAAGCCAAGGCGGACGCCAAGGGACAAGUAGACACAAUGGCUGAAAAGGUAACAGAGUGACAAGUCAACACAUUUGGCGGCUUACUGUCUGUGUUAGAGGCUGACGCGCAAGGGAGACACUACCCUACAGGCUUGCAGAGGUAGGCGUCUACACACUUGGCCAAUCAUUAGGCGAGGUAAAGACCUAGUCUCUAGACUUCGCAUUAACUGACAGACUACUAGAUUUAAAAGUCUACACAGUUGACACAACCGUGGCUGAGGCAGAAGCCGACGUGCUGGUCGUCGAACUGACUGACAUGUUUGCAGUUGGCAAAGUGGAGACACUCGGCUAAACUCUCGCCAACUGAAAACGCAAGGCACUGGCAAACACACUGGCUGUCAGGCUAGCAGAAGUUUAGUUAAAGAUACUUGGCGAAAGACUGGCCGAGGUACAGGGGCAGAGGCUGGUCAAACAACUGACAAGCUAGCAGAGUUGUAGCUUGACACUCUUCGCCAGACAAUGGCCAAAGUAAAGUCUUGGGCGCUUGUUAAAACACUACAAUAUAGGCUAGCAGAGGUGGGGGUCAAGGCACUAAGCAACACACUGAACUAGGUAGAGGUUAAGAGGCUAGUUGACACACUAACUAAUAGCCUUAUCGCCUAGGUAAGACACUGAGCAACACACUAGCUAAGACGCAAGCUAACGCGUAAGUUAAUAUAAUGGCUGACAGGCUAGCAGAGAUGGAGGUCAGGACCUUAAGCAACACACUGGUCGUGUUGGAUGCAAACGCCCUGGUGGAAAACCAAAGUGAGGGCUUGCAGAAGUAAAGGUAAACACACUUGGCAACGUAUUUUCGAAGGUGGAGGCUGACGCGCUGGUGGAGUCACUGUCUGGAUAACUUGCAAAGGUGGAGAUCGAGGCAAUUGACGAAAGACUGUCCUAAGUAGUAGAUAAAGCGGUAGAAAUAGUAAUAAGUCAUUAAUUGCCUUAUUUGCAUGAGAGCAUCGUUUUACAGUAUUGACAACAAAAAUAUAAAACAAAUAGCACUAAUAAUAAUCUAGAAAAAUUCAGUUACCUUACUAACAAUAAAUCACGUAUUUUCAUACAGAAGGAAACAAACUUCAUAACUAACUUAUUUACAUGAUGGUCCUUUGAAUUUAUUAUCAGUUUUAUGCUUUCUGGAAAUGAUUUCUUUUCAACGUCAGGUAUUAUUCGAUUGAUUUUAUUAAUAAAUGCCUGUCUCUGUACUUUGUUACAUUGAAAGAGGAAAUGAAUCUCAUCUAUUACCUGAUUUGAGUUACAUAAGGGACAUAAUCGAUAUUUUCUUGGCAAAUGAUCGAUUUGGUAUCGACUAUGUUCAAUCAUAAGUUUGUGAUUACUUCUUUUAAAUUUAACAAAAUUUUCUCGUUCGUCAUAAUGUCUUACGUGGUAGAGACAAUCAGAUGUAGAAUAUUAAUCUUUAAAAGGUUUACAAAAUUCUCGUUUUUUUGAAUUUUCAAGCUGUGCCGCCAAAAAAAUAGAUAUUUCUCUCUCAUUUCUGUGGUAUAUCGUCUAAUUUUUUCAUUAUCUUGAGAUUCAACAUCUAAACUGCUUAGAUUGUAUUGUUUAAACAUGUUUAUGAAAUUGGAAAAAUAUCCUGAAUUAUUCAUAGCCUGUAGAUUCUUUGACAUAACGAAAGACUUUUUUACUGUACAGUUAUUAUCUUUGUUGUUGAGGUAAACAAAAUAUUUUAUAAUUUUCUGAUUUAUCGGGAUAAGCAGCGGCAAUCUAUCAAGUUCAGCUCUGCAAGCUAUGUUAGAGGCCUUAUUGUUGACCCUUAAGUAACGUUUACAGAAUUUGAGGUGGAGUUUUUCUAUUAGGGAGCUAUCCCAUUUUUUUAAAUUUUGCUUGGUGUACAUUCCUCAUACCACGCUGUUGUAACUCAAGAUUGGGAAUACUUUGGUGUCAAAAAUUUGGGAUGCAGUAUUAGGAUUAAGUUUGUAAGGAAUUGUCCUCUUCCGAAUACUAGACAACGCGUGAAGGGCCUUUUCUUUAAAGUGUUCGAAUGCAAGUGUAAAGUUUUCCGUUAGAGUAAAANUAUCAAGUUCAGCUCUGCAAGCUAUGUUAGAGGCCUUAUUGUUGACCCUUAAGUAACGUUUACAGAAUUUGAGGUGGAGUUUUUCUAUUAGGGAGCUAUCCCAUUUUUUUAAAUUUUGCUUGGUGUACAUUCCUCAUACCACGCUGUUGUAACUCAAGAUUGGGAAUACUUUGGUGUCAAAAAUUUGGGAUGCAGUAUUAGGAUUAAGUUUGUAAGGAAUUGUCCUCUUCCGAAUACUAGACAACGCGUGAAGGGCCUUUUCUUUAAAGUGUUCGAAUGCAAGUGUAAAGUUUUCCGUUAGAGUAAAAGGUGUCCCUAAAUAAGUGUAUCGAUGGACAAUUUGAAUCGACUCACUGCCUAUGUUGAUUUUGAUACCAAUAGAUUUUUUUGCCCGUUACUGGAAUAUCAGGAUUUUUGUUUUCCUCAAAUUAAUUUCUAGCUUCCAUUUGUCACAAUGCAAGGAAAGCGCAUUUAAACAGUUCUGUAAUCCAGUUUUCGAUCUUGAUAGAAUAACUAAAACAUUUGCCUAAGAAAGUGAAUUUAUUUUUUUCUCAUUUGGAAGAACAAAUGGGUCAGAUAAGGUGUUUCCAAAUAAAUAGGGUAGAUUGUUUAAAUAGAGGUUAAAUAAAUGAGGACUUAAAAUACAGCCUUGACAUACACCUCUGGAAUAUGAAAAAGGCUGUGUUUUGUUUUCACCGAUUUUGAUGGAACAUGUCAAGUUGCAAUAAAGGCUUUUCACGAGGUUAUACAAGUUUCCUUCUAUAUUCGCUUUUAGCAGCUUAUAAAACAACUCUUCGUGCCAAAAAGAGUCAAACGCUUUGCAGAAAUGUACGAGACAAGCGUAGACUUUUUCCUUGUGAUAAUGCACAUAUUUAUCUAUUAAGGUCGUUAGAGUUAAAACAUGGUCUGCAGUGCGGUUUUAAGGCAAAAAGCCAAUUUGGGAAUUAUGUAAUAUCUUAUUUUCCUUAAAAUACAAGUGAAGCCUUCGAUUUAACAUACUGGCUGAAGUGCAGGCGGAGGCAGAUGUCAAGACACUUGGCGACACGCUCGUGAAGGUAGGGGCCUGACGAGAGGCUGGUCGAACAACAAGAGGACAAGCUAGCAGAGUGGUAAAGAAGUCGAGAAACUUGGCAAGACACUGUCCUAGGUGGAGGCGGAGAAACUGGUCGAGACUCUCUCUAAGAGGAUACAAAAGUUGGGGAUCAAGACACACCUCUACACACUGACUGACAUGCUUAAAGAGGAAGGAGUCGAGACUCUUGGCUUCACACUGACAAAGAAAAAGGCCAACGCGUUGGUUAACAAUCUGGCCAACAGUCAGAAAGAGGUGGACGUCGAGACACUAGGCAACACAUUAAUCGAGGUGCAGGCCUUGCCUAGGUUAAGACACUAACUGAAAGGUUAUUAGUAUUGGAGGUUGAGACACUUAGCAAAAGACUGGCCGAGGCGGAGGCCACGAGGCUGGUUAACCUACUGGCUGACAGGCUAGCAGAGGAGGAAGUUGACACACUU
Porites evermanni is the source of this 17520-nucleotide messenger RNA. The record is from the annotation of a GenBank genome assembly. NCBI's taxonomy places the organism in Eukaryota, Metazoa, Cnidaria, Anthozoa, Scleractinia, Poritidae.